AUGAGGCUGAUCCUCCUCUGUUGCCUUGUGGCCCUUGCCAGUAAGUACAUUUUUAUUUUUAUUUCUGGUAAAUUGCACCAUUCAAUAGGAAAGAUACACUUUUAAAGCCUUUAUCUGGAUUUUUUCAAAUCUAUUGAUCAACAAUGACUUAUCUGCUGAGAAAAUAAUCAAUCUAAACAGUAUAUUAUGAUAUUGUUUUGGUGUUGUGUAACCCAGUUUAACCUUGUUUCUUAUUUUAUUGUGAUGAGGUAUAUCAAAAUAUUGUUUGUAGCCCUUUAAUGCCUGACAACACAAAUUAUGGCCAGAAAAUUCAAAUCUUUUUGGAGCUGAAACGUUGAUUUCACUUACGACUGAAAACCAAAAAAUAUCAAAAUGUCCUUAAAAUUUAACAAAUAUAUUUAUUUAUCUCAUUUGAUACAUUCGAUGUUUUUGGAAACCGAUAAACCACAAGAUGAUAUAUUUUUUUUGAUCAUAUACAUUUGAUAGAAGUAUAUAAAAGUAUGUAUCAAAUAUGAUACAAAAGGCAUUAAAGGGUUAACCUUUUAGCACCAUUUUCACUGAUGUGAGUCUGUUUUAUUACUUUACCAUUAAAUUUGAGUUGUGUGGUUUUCAUUAGCUUUUUGAUCAAGAUGGAAAUCAGAUUUUUCACUUUAAAAUGUUAUCCUCUUUAUUACAAACAACAUAUAUGGCUUUAUUGACAAGGAUUACACCAUGUUUACUUUUCUUCUUUUAGCAUGUCAGAGCGUGCGCUAUGGUAAGUUGCUUUGAUAUACAUGAAAGAUCAAAUCUCACAUAUGUCUCUCUGAGAACUGUAAAAACUGUCAGGCUACAUUGAUUUAUUCAUUUAUUUUCAGAUCUCAGCCUGAACCCAAAGAAAACCUAUGAGUACAAAUAUGAGGGAACGGUGAAUUUUGGACUUGGCAUGCCAAACCUGGCAGAGUCUGCAGCAAGAAUUUCCUGCAAGGUCAAGAUCUCCGGAGUGUCUGCACAGACGUUCAUCCUUCAGGUAAGAGUAACAGAAUAUUGUUGAAGAAAGCUUCUUUGAAUAUAUUAAAAGUAUUUAAACUGAGGGAUGCAGCAUAAAAAGUGACAGGUUGUUAACUUUAAGGAGGAAACAUAAAUCAAGUGUGCAGUUAGGGUGCAUCGUUUGUCAUACAUCUUUUAUUCAUGUGUCAUCAAUUAUUUGGAAUUUAAUGUAAUAAAUAUCUGGUGAAAGGCUCAAGGGCGUAAUAUAUGCUGGGGAUUUAAACCAUCUAUAAAUUUAAGCUUUUUCAAGGUCUUGAAGAAAGUACUAAAACUUAGCUUGGAGUUUUUCUUUGCACUUAAAAAGUUGUCCAGUGCAUUAUUUAUAAGCAAAGUCAUCUUCUUGUACCUUUUGACAUGUUCUGGUAUUUUUAAGUUUUUGGAUUUACGGUUUACAUACAAACAGCAAAACUUGCCAGUGUAGCAUUUAAGCAAUAACGAAGCUUAUUUCUACCCUUGAAGGUGUCAGAUUUGGUCUUCGAGGAGUUCAAUGGCUUCCCAGGGAAAAACGCCUUCACUGCCUCCCCCAAGCUUGCCCAGCGCAUCGCUGCCCAUCUCGUCAAACCCAUCAUGUUCCAAUAUGCCAGCGGACAUGUUGGUGACAUCCACGCCUCUGCUGAGAUCCCUGACAGUAUUGUCAACAUUGUCAGAGGGAUACUGGGUUUCUUCCAGGUCACUGUGAAGACCACACAGAGGUAUUACGAGCUUGAAGAGGCAAGUCUUACAGAGAGAAAAAACAGCUGCCUUGACUUCAUUGACAGUUUUACACCAAAUGUAACAAAAAUGUCGUUUUUGUUUGUAGAUUGGCAUCCAUGGCAAAUGCCAGAGUAAUUAUGCCACUGAAGAAAACAUGGAAACAAAAGACAUGACCAUCACUCAGGUGGUGGACAUCAAUAACUGCAGAGAGAAGGCAGCCAUCUACAGGGGAAUGGCGACUGCAGUUCUGGACAAAGUUGCCAAACAGGUCUGAUAGUCUCGCUGGAGACGCUUCUGAUAUACAUCACAAAUGAAACAGACCAAACUCAUUCCUAUUUGUGUUUGUGUGUGUUUUCAAAUCCAGAAAGGGGAGUCUAUCAUUUCCACAGUGAAAUAUGUUUACACAGUCAAACCAACAGCAGAGGGAGGUCUCAUUACCAAGGCUCAGGGCCUGGAGCAGCAGCACUUCAGUCCCUUCAACGUAAAGGGUGGCACUUUCAAGAUGCAAGCCAUGUAUGUUGAGGAAAUAUUUGCACAUUAUGCCUGUGUGCUCACGAUGUCUGUCAGCAACACAAAACGACUGCUGUGAAUAACUCUUCCCACAGGAAGGAAAUGACGCUGCUGGGAGUAAGUGACACAGCUGAAGCCCUCACGUUUGGACCCAUGGAAAGCAAGGGCAGCCUUGUUUACAAGUUUGUGGAUGCAGAAUCUGAUAUCCCCAUUAUGAUGCAGAACCUGCAGGACCCAGUGCCAAAGGUGAUAUUCAAAUGCUGCUUCUGAAUACAAUUCAUAUUUUCUGAAAAAAAAUCUGCAGGAAGUACCAUGAACUGAGCUGUGCUUCAGCUGAAAUAGAGAUAGAAAGAAUGGUAACAUGAAACCAGUUAAAGGAGUAGUUCACUUUUUGUUGCUUUUUAAAGUGAUGUUGUAUGAGGUUGUUGUGAAUCUACAGAGGAUGCAGGUCAGCUCACCACCUUCGAUCACCAGCACUUUACUUUGCUGGCAGAAAGCCCAUUUUCUUUUGCGCUAUUGCCAGAUAUAACAAGUGUGUUCUUUUGCACGCAGCAUUAUGAUCAGCUAAUCGGGCCCAUGAUACGCAACUCACUGAAAUGUGAUAUUUUUGCAUCUCAGUUUGGCAUAAUUUCAAGCUCCAAAUGCCAAAGAUUACUUGGCAGACAAAGUUACGGCUUUAGAGUUUGUAAUUUCACUUCAGUCUAACAUAGCGUGUUGUAAAACCAUGUCAUGCAGAUGAUGGGUUGUCAUAAAUGAUCCGUGGUAGCCUCUGAUUCAGAAAAGUAGUAGGUUUUUUUCUGUUCUGUUCACCUGGGAUCUCUCCUGCCCUCCAGUUACCAUAGCAGUUCCUCCUGUCUUUCUUUCGGUCCAUUAAAUCUUAUCGUCGCUCUGUAAACUGCUGCUCAUAAAGGUGUCGGUCCUCAACAACAUGUCACUGGCUCUGUCUGAAUCACUCAUCUUUAAGUUUGGUUUUUAUUCUUAUUUCUUUUAAAGCUUGCUGAGCUGAACAGCUGAUUAGUCUGCUGUAUGCAGAAGACCAUCUGAGUGUUGCACUCUGUUUCUGAAAGCAGAGUAAAGCACUAAAAAUAGAGCGUACACUGGGAAUAGUGCUUCAACCAGAGUUUUGAAAACGAGCUAAAUUACAUGGUAGAGUUGACCGAAAGUUUAGUUUCUAUUCUGGUUCCCAGGCUGCAAAGGGGUGAAGCUGACGAGCAUCCUCUGUGUGUAAUACACUUACAAAAGACAAAUAUCUGAAUUAUCCUCACUGAAAUCUCCUUGAAGGGCUUCAGGCGAUGUAAAACUGGUGAUGUUUGACGGACAAAAAUGUAUCAUUUAAUAUGAACUUUUAAUGUGGAAAAUGUAAAAACAGGGAUGUUUCUGCAGCCGUUUGUCUGCCUCCUUUAAAAAUGACUAUAUUCAAAUUGUCAGUCUAGUCAGUACAAAAGAGGAUUACGGCCAAAUAAGGAGAAAAAAAUAAUAACAGGAAGGAGAUUAAAGUCAAAGUUUUGAGAUUGAAGUCGAAGUUUUGAGAUCACAGUCAAAAUUUUGAGAUUAAAAAAUAGAAAUUAUGUCAAUAAAGUCGAAAUGUCAAGAUUAAAAAUUGAAAUUUUGAGAUUUAAAUUGAAAUUUUGAGAUUUAAAUUGAAAUUUCGACAUUAAUAAAUGUCGAAAUGUGAAUAAUGUUGAUAUUUUGAGCUUAAAAAAUUAAAAUUUUGAGGUCAAAGUCGACAUCAAUAAAGUCAAAAUUUCAACUUUUUAAAAUUUUAACUUUAAUCUGUAAAUGGAAAAUAAAAAUCUCUCUCCUGUAAUUAUUUUUUCUUUUCUUGUGGCCCUAAUCCUCUUUCAUAUGUCAGAGAUGUUUUUGCUUUUGUAGCUCAUAAAAAAUUAAUUGGUGUGAAUUUUAGACUAUUUUAUCAACAUAAAAACUCCUAAUUGGAGCUUUAAUAAUAAUAAAAAUAACACGUCCAGCAUUUACAGUCUUUUCUGUUCAUGGAUGACCUUACAAGAUACUGUCACUCACACCGCAAAGAAUUCAUCUUUUAAUGUGACUUUCAAAGGUUGUACUCUCGCUCUUUGCAGGCCAUCGCAUUAAUCAAGAAAGUGGCUGAAGCUAACAAGUACGACAUUGACAGCGCAUCAACCGAGGAUAUUAUCAAGGUGUACCAGCUUCUGCGAGUGACAGAUUAUGAAGGGCUGGAGGUCAUGUGGAAGGAGAUGAAAGGAAACGAUGAACACAGGUGAGCAGUUGUGCUCUCCAGAAACCAAUGAGUAGUGUAACUAAGAUGAUGUCUAUGUUUAAUUAUUUACAGAGCUAUUUUUGAUGUAUGUAUGUCCUCUACUUUUUCAGCAUUUAAGCAACCACACCCAGUUUUUCAGGUGGCUGUAACACUGACCUUCCUGCACAGCGUCCGAGUUAUGUUUCGCCACUCGUAAUGAUGGUUUUAGUCCUUUUAACUUACUGAAUGUAACUGUUAAGCAGAGAUUUAUUCCAUCCUAUCUUUGAAACCAGAGAGAACAUUUGACUGAAAGUGAAAAUCCUUCAUAGAUGUCCUUAAACCAAUCUUUUCAUUACAGUAUUUCGAGAUACUGAACAAAGCAGUCCAAGGCUAUCUUUUAAAUCUGACAGUCAUCCACUCAACUGAACAGCUAAUUGCUGAAUAUCCUCCCACUUAGUCAAGGAAGGAUUUAGUCUGAAAUAUUACCACUGAUGAAUGAUUUAUUAUCCUCAGGGGCAUGAUGGCAGAGAGGUGAUGACUGAAAGACUGCUUUCCUCACUUAUUAAGAUUAAGGCACUCAUCCUGUGCAAGUGCAAUUAAACGUGACAUCUGAACUUUCUCCUUCACACUUUUUUAUCUUAUUGAUUGAUCUGAGAAAUAAUCCUUAUCCUUAUCUCACAUAUCACACAAUUCAUCCACUCUCUCAUUUCCUUUCUGCACAUCAGACGCUGGUUUUUGGACUUGGUCGUCGAGGUCACUGAUGCCAGAAUCCUGAAGUUCCUGGAAAGUAGGUUUGAGGCUGCAGAUGUGACAGCAGCUGAGGCGGUGGAAACCCUUGUGCUGUCAAUUAACCAUCUCCGGCCGAUUCCUGAGCUGGUGGAGAUGGCUAAAGUAAGACAAUGACAAAUAAUUUGAUGAAUAGUUUGAUUAUUAAAGGGAGAAUCCGUGCAAACUUUCUCUGGCAGCUUCCAUCUAGUUCAUGUUGAAUCAACUCAAUUUUAUUUCUUUUUACAGAUGUUCCUGGCAAUGCCCUUCAGUAAAUCUAGCAUCUAUGUGUGGCACACUGUGGUGCUUACCUAUGGCUCUCUGGUGUACAAGCACUGCAACUAUUACACACCUUGUCCAGUGUCUGCUGUUCAGGUAAGCAAACAAGGAAUAUCGUAUCGUAUCGGAAUACAUAACUUUGACCUACCAAAAUAAAACAAGAAGCAGUGCUUUAACUUUACUGAGGUUAGUUGUGAAAAAAUAAAAAUAUAAUUACUGUACAAAAAAUCCUUCUGUGUGUGUAUUUCAUAUCUAUUUUAGCCUCUGCUGGACCUGGCCACAGAAAGUUUGAGAACUGGAAACGAGGCAAACAUGGUCCUUGCUCUGAAAGCUCUGGGCAAUGCAGGCCACCCAGGCAGCAUUAAAACCAUCAUGCGUUUCCUCCCCGGAGUUGCUGCCACCCCCGUGGAUCUGCCACCUCCUGUGCUGAGCGCUGCCGUACAGUCUAUGAGACUCCUGGCUGCCAGAGACCCCCACAGUGUAAGAAAAUGACAAUAUCUGACGUGCAUGCAGGAUUAUAGGAGGACUUGUUACAGCUUUAUCCUUUAUUUUAGAUGAAUGACUAGAGGCACAUAAGAACGUUCAUUUGAAAACUGCAAGUCUGAUUUGUGUUAUUGUGUGUUAUCUGUACACUGUAGAGGGACACUAUGUUUUCACUGUUUACAUUCAGACACUUGCUGUGAUCUGUUUUCUCAAAGUUCAUCAUCAGUUCAGAAAAUCAAAAUCAAAGAGACCAUGGUAGAUCAAAACAGAUGUUUCCUCAGCUCUGUGUUUUAAUGUGUAAUGACUCUGUAUCCAUAAUGUGUUUUCAGGUCCAAGACAUCACCAUGACUCUGUUCCUGCAAAAGGACCUUCCUUCUGAGAUCCGCAUGCUGGCCUUUGUAAUCCUGUUUGACACUAAGCCAUCGAUGGCUCUGGUGUCCACAGUGACUGCACAUCUGCAGGAAGAGAAAGACCUGCAUUUUGUUAGCUUUGCAUACUCCUACUUGAGGAGCUUUGCCAGAUCAACAACUCCUGACAACCUCUUCCUGUGAGUGAUGAUUCACUUAUGAUACUCACAUUCAUUUGUGUUAUCUCCUUCAAGCUUUAACUUUCUAUUUUUUUCUGUUCUAUACAUCAGCUCAACUGCCUGCAAUGUUGCCGUGAAAAUCCUGACCCCUAAAUUUGGUCGUCUCAGUUACUUCUACAGCAAGGCAUUGCGCAUAGACUGGUUUAAUGGUAUGCAAUAUUAAGCAGACUUGGAUUCUUUGAUUUCUCUACAUCCCUAAUGAUACCUAUGUUUUUUGUUUGUUUGUUUGUUUUGAAUGAAGAUGAUUUCCUCAUCGGGACAGCCACUGAAAUCCUCAUGCUAAAGAGUGCCACAAACUCCUUUCCCUCUGAAUUCAUGAUGAAAGGAAAAUUCUUCUUCAUUGGACGAAUUUUGCAGCUUCUGGAGGUAUAGUUAUAAAAAUACAGUGAUAUGUCAACAUUUAAAAUCUUACCAUCAUUCCUAUAUGAAUUAUAAUUUUCCUCUCUUUGUAUGCUGAAGGUGGGUUUCCGUGCUGAAGGAAUUAAAGAGCUCUUCAACUCCGGGAUCCCUGGUUUCACCGGAGAUCUUAGCUCCACUGAUUUCCAGUCUAUUUUCAAUGUGGUGAGUAUAUAACUUAGACAAAGCUGUACUGCUAUGUGAGCUUGUUCGUUGUUUUACCUUUGUGUUGUGCCAUUUCCAGCUUAAGAACUGGGAAAGCAUGCCCGAAGAUAAGCCCAUUCUUUCUGCCUACACUCGUGCCUCUGGACAAGAGUGGUUCUAUGCAGAUAUCAAGAAAGAGUUCAUCCGGGACAUUAUCGGGGUGAGAGAGAAGCAUCCGUUUAUGUCUUAGCCAGUUCAGCCUGCAAAAUGAGGACCAUAUCUUCAUGCAGCGCACAAAGCCUGUUAUACGAUGCUCUCCUUUUAUCCUCCUCGCAGGCUUUCAGCCCUUCUGCAGGGAAGGAAAGCCCCCUGUGGGGAAUGAUUGAGAAUCUUCAAAAAGGAGUGUCAUGGCAUCGGACAAAACCCUUCUUAAUCUUUGAGGUCCGAUACUUCCAAGCGACUACCCUGGGUCUCCCACUGGAGAUCAGCAAGUAUUAUGAAAGCGUCAACGGGAUUACUGUCAAUGGUGAGAGGUGAAAACCUAUAACCAGCCUGUAACCGCCUUGCAAGCCAAGAUUCAUUGAUGACUAAUACAGCAUAUUAGUUUGAUGUAAAGUUUUGCUCAAAUCUGCUUUUUUUUAACAUAAAGCCAAGACUGCACUAAACCCACCACCAACUGAUCAUCUUGGACAGCUGUUGAAUUCUGAAAUUUCUCUGGAGACUGAUGGAUUUGUGGGGUAAAGUUUUUAAAGUUCACUCAUUUUAAAGAGAUAUACGGGCAUACCAACAAGAUGGUACGCUAGAAUUGCAAGAAAUUCAGUCACCUUAACUGAUUGUUUUUUACUUAAUUCUUGUCAGCCUUACAAAUGGGCCUUUUUAUUACCUUCGCCAAGGAGGUUAUGUUUUCGGUAGCGUUGGUUUGUUUGUUUGUUUGUUUGUUUGUUUGUUUGUUUGUCUGUUAGCAACUUUACGGAGAAAGAAACAAACGGAUUGACCUGAAAUUUUCACCAGAGGUGCGUCUCAGCCCCAGGAGGAUCCCAUUUAAUUUUGGUGGUGAUCUGGAUAAAAUUUUGGAUACUGUGAUCCAGAACACACAAAAAUAAGGGUGUCGUUGGAAUUUUAUAUGCUGAACGAUAACCAAUGGGCGGCACGGUGGUGUAGUGGUUAGUGGUUAUGGAGUGACAGUCAUGAGGCAAACCUUUCUUUUCAGCUGGACAAAGGACUUUUGGGUUUACUAUGGCAUCAACACUGAGCUCUUCCAGUGUGGUACUGAGUUUAAAAGCAAAAUUCCUCUGGCCAUCCCGUGGAAGUUUGCUGCCAAGAUCAACAUGAGGGAAAAGAAGUUCGAACUGGACUUCCCUGUGAGCAAGAAAGAGUUUGCUCUCAUUUCAGUCAAGUAAGUUUGAGAGAGAGUUGGUGAGAAACAAAAUCACACUGAAAAUUUCAUCAUGAUCAAAACACCCAUUUUGCUCAUUUUUUAUUUUUCCAUCCAAACAACAGAUCUGAUGUGUUUGCAGUCUCCAGAAACAUUGAGGAUCUAGCUAUGGCUAAGAUGACACCAAUAAUGCCCAUUGUUAUGGACUCCAACAGUGAAGUUGUCAGAGUAAACCCUGCGAUUGAGACGCCUGAUUCAGAGCAGGUACCGUUUGUUAUCCCAUCCUGAGGAGAGCACCAUUUGGCUGCUUUAUAUUUCCAGUUUAUAUAUCCCUCAAGUGUCUUUUUUAACAGUUUGUGACACCAAACAUCUGGCACCCGAGAUCCAAAAUGUGCGCCGAGAGCAACAUUUAUGGGACCGGCAUCUGUGUGGAAUCUGAGUUGAAGAGAGAGUAUUAUCAUGAGGAAUACCCACUGUACUAUUUCCUUGGAUACACCCACAUGGCUGUAAAAGUAACCCCAGGUAUCCACAUCAAAAUCUACUCACUGCACCACGCCAUUUAAGACACAAGCGACCAACUUACAUGUGGACUCAAGAGUGUAACCGCAUUUUGACAUCUUGCUUUCACAACUCGAAUCAUGUCGCUAAAUUCCCAUAAGAUGCACCCGCUCUGUGGCAUGCAUUAUUUUUUUAACCCUGUUCUCUAACAAUGAAGCUUGACUUUCUGCUGACAUUCAGAAAAACAGACAUUUACAGAGGGAAAAACAACUUAUUAUUGGAGACAAGUCCUCUAAUACUGCUUCAGGAGAAGAUAGCUGCCUGUGCACCAUGGAUACCUCUGUUGAUAAAUCCAUUUUCAAGCAAUUUUGAUUGUACAAUUCUAAUCUUGUGUAUUAUAUUAUCAACUCAUAAUAUUGAGCUGUUGGCUUUGAAAGCUAAGCCCUUAAAUAGAUUGAGCUGAAUUUAGUUGUGGCCUGAACCUGAUUUGCAUCAAAAUAGAAAAUCUUUAGUGCUCUUUCAGACCUCAUCACAUUGAUGCUUUAUUUGUUUCAUGUACUGACUGAACACUGACAAACUGCAUUAUUCCCCUCUUUAAUGCUUAAUAUUUACAAAGCUGUGUGUAGUCAUAAGCAUGCUGUGCAGAGCUUUAGCCCUUUGGCUAGCUCUAACAGGCCUAACAACCUACUUCUACAUUCAGCUGAUUCUGAAUAGCUGCAGCAUGGUAACAGUCAGCUAAGAACUGCAGAGAGUAUCUAUUUUCACAAACUUUAAAGCUCCUAUGAGGAACUUUUGGCCUGUGUUCAUUUUGGCACCCCCUCUUUUGUCCUGUACAUUUAUAGUUUCUGUUUCUUUUGAAAAAUCAUCCUGCUCUCCUUUGACAGUGAAAUGUAUUAAUCAUUAACUGAUUCCAAACCCCACUUUCAGUGGUUUUAGACAACUAAAAAUCCAAAUUGAGAAACUGUUCAUCUUCUUUUAGGUUGUAACAGAACUUUCAAUUUCAGUUUGUGUCAUAGCUAGUCAAAAAAUUCCUCACAGGAGAUUUGGGUAACACUAUUUGACGCCUAUCUCUAUAGCGCAUUAUAAAUAUAUGUAUAAUCACAUUAAAGCACUGUAUGACUAUGGUUAUAAACACUAAUAAAUGAUCACAAUGCUUUACAGCAAUAAUCAUAACACAUUAUAAAGAAUUUUAUCAUGACUUACAAGGUCAGGUUUUAUAAUGUAGAUAUUAUAACUCACUGACAAUGCCCGCAUAGAUAAUGCAUAUUCAUGAGUGUUUAUAACUAUAGUUAUACAGUGCUAUAACGUGAUUAUAACACAUUAUACAUAUAUUUAUAAUGCGUUAUAGAGAUAGGCGUCAAAUAAAGUGUUACUGAGAUUUGCAAUAAGGUUGGUAAAAAGGUUACUAGCUAAAAUUCCUGGGUGGAUUUUCCUGAAACAUUUACUUACCAUGUCAAUUUCUGAUGAUCUCAUCAUUCUCCCUCACUAACAGUAACCCUAGCCCAACCAAUUGUCCAUCCCACUCCUGUCCUGUAUUCAGUUUACAUAAUAAGUAGAAUCCAGCCUGAUCAUCAAACAAUAUGUUAUUUCCUAAAAGAAAUAGUCCUAGUUUACAUCAAAUACUAAUUGAGAUGCUGUCACUUAGAUGUGAGAAAGUUUCAUUUCGGUGUGUAAAUUAUAAACAAAUAAUAAUUUGUCCAAGUGUUGUAAAUAUUUUGGAAAAAGGCUUAACUUCACAAUCAGCUGAAAGCACUUAAAGUUCAUUUCUUUUUAAAAUUUUAGUCCUAACUUUUUGCUAAUGUUUCCCAUUCCAAGUCCAGGCAACCAAAGCUGUUGAAAAAAUCCACUUCGAGGUCAACGCUGGUCCGAGCAGACAUCCAAUGAGUGUUCGCCAAUUGCUUGAGACUCUGAGGAGGCUUUCCAAGGUAUCUGGCUACCCUUGCAACGUUAUUAUCUCUGUACCUGCUCUGCUGUUUUAUCCCCUCACAUGGUCUUGUUGCUUCAUUGUGUUUACAGGAAGCCACACAGAGAGUGAGUCUGUCCUCCGAUUCAGCCUCAAGUGCCAGAGGAUCGCGUAGCAGCGAGCAGGACAGCGUACUGCAAGUAUGCCAAACAUACUCAGCUGAGACUGGGAGAAAAAUCUGUUUUUACAAGACAGUGUCAGUUUUGCAAAAGAUGAUUGCUCCCUCUGCCAAAAUAUACUUCUGCACAUGACAUCAGCUGAUUAAUCUGCAGAUCAUCAGACCCUAAUACAGUAGUCUGGACUGUCAUCCAAUAGGUCCUGGACUCAGUGCCUGAAGCCGUGUUCAAUAUCAAAGCCUUUGCCAUGAGUGGCAACCAGAAGCCCGAUGGCUACGAUGCAUCCAUCUACUACACACCAGAGGCAAACACUAAGAACGCCCAGUUGAUCAUGUCCCAGGUUGGAGAGGACACCAACUGGAAGAUGUGCGUGGACACCAUUGUGCAUGCCCAUGCUGAAGCAAAGGUACACACGCAUGGAAAGGGCAGCUUGGAUGUCUAUUUGAAUAAUAAUCUGCACAUUUAAAAUUCAUACUUUUAUAGAAAAGGUGUAUAAGCCAAUGUCCCUAUCAAGUCAAGGCAAUCCCUGGAGUUUGAACCCCAUUCAUUAUACAUAGCAGCCGACCCCAUCCAUAGAAUACCAUCACAAAAAUGAGAACAGCCACUAACAAAGGCUUGUAGAUUUAAUGUGACUGUUUAAGUUGCUUUAACUCAUACAUCAAUAAACAAUUAGUCCUUUAAUGCCUGAAACUGCAAAUUAUGGCCAGAAAAUUCUUUUUUUUUUUUGAGCUAAAAUGUUUAUUUCACUUCAUAUUGAAAACCAAAAAAAUCUAAAUGUUCUUAAAAUUUAACAAAUAUAUUUAUUUAUCUUGUUUGAUACAUGAGAGGUUUUUGGAAACUAAUAAACCACAAGAGGACAUUUUUAUCAUUUAUCGGACUGUAUUAAGGUGUGUUUUUUUUUGUAAUUUGUUGAUCAUAUUGAUUUGAUAGAACUAUCAUAAAAGUAUGUAUCAAAUUUAAAAAAAUGGAAGGAAAAUAGGAGUGUGCAUUUAACUCUUCCAGUAUUUUGGUGGUCGGUAAAGAAAUAUCUAGCUCCAAGAUAUGUUUAAAUACCAUUUCUUGUGGUUUUACAUUUGAAAAUCACAUUUUCUUCGACACAAACGUUGGACUGUCUGUGUGCAUAUGUUCAUACUUUUCAUACAAUAAUUUUAUACAAAUGUAUAAUCAAUCAGGAUUACUAUUUCUGUUUGGUUUAGGCACAUAUUCGAUGGGGCGCUGAAUGCCAGUCCUAUGAAAUGUCAAUGAGAGGUGCUACCACUCACCUCCCUGGAUCCAAGCCAACGCUCAAGGCCAAAGUGGACUGGACCAGGAUCCCUGAAACCAUGGCAGAGAUUGGCAGAAGGUGAGCGUCAGUGCAAUGAAAUGUAAGAAGGAUUAAAUAUGAGACGGAGCUGAAUGAGAGGGUAAAAAAAUGACUUCCUUUCACAUUGAAGCUGCUUACUUUGCCUCAGGAAGCAUGGUGGGGAAAUUUUCCGGUGUUUACAAAUAUGACACAUUCUGGCAUGUAUUACUUAAAGAGCUUUUUACUCCUGUCAGCAUCGGAAGCUACAUCCCAGGCAUGGCUUUCCUUCUUGGCUUCUCCGAGCAACAUGAGAGGAACGUUAGGCAGGAGGUUUCUGCAUCAGUUGUUGUCGCUUCAGCUGACAGCGUGGAUGUGAAGAUUAAAUUCCCAGAGGUAUGUGUGGACACUUUCUUGUCCUACAUUUCAUCCAAAAGCCCUUAUUCCCGCUUGAAUAUAGCCACACUCAGCUACUUUGUUUACACGGUGAUGUUUCUCCUCUCUUGUCAUUAGUAUACAGUCUACCGCCAGGCUGUGCCGUUUCCUCUGCCACCUUACAGCUUUCAGGAGCUGCAACAAGACAUCAGAAACACAACAACAGGAAGCUUUGGACUGGCAUAAACAUGUGAGCUCCAAAAAAACAGUUUGCUUAAGCUUAAUUGAGUGUUUCAACUGAUUUUCAGCGGCUUUAUAAAAUAUUGUGUGAUUUUGCUUUUGUGUGGCAUUGGAUUGUUUUGAAAGAGCUCUUUUCUGCAAAGCAGUUAGCGGAAAAAAAAAUUAAAAAAAAAUAAGCAAAGAGCUGUGCCAUUUCCCGCUUGUUUUCUAAAAUAUGUUUCGUGCCGCAGAAAGACAACAAAGCCCAGAUGGGAGCCAGAUGCCUCAUUUCACAGUGAUAGCACAGCCACCAAAACCUCAGCACUGUGAUGAAAGUGAGGAUCAUAAAAGAUGCAUCAGUAAUCCGUCAGAUGUCACCAGUUUGGAAAUAACCAGAAAAGGUCCUGAUUUAUUCAUCUCAAAGCAUGUUAAUAUUUGAACACCCUCUUUUGAAGAAACAUUCUGUAAAAUCACGCUUCUGUUCCAAAAUAUUGUCUCUUCUUAA
This is a messenger RNA of Xyrichtys novacula (pearly razorfish), 13427 nucleotides long. Lineage: Eukaryota; Metazoa; Chordata; Actinopteri; Labriformes; Labridae. The record is from the annotation of a GenBank genome assembly.